AAUAGGUCGAAUCCUAGUAGGCCAGCCAAGAAUUUCAAGGAGCUGUCAACUCCGAAAAUGACAUUCCUCAGUAUACAUUCAGCUUACAACCAGAUCUAUCAUUCUUCGGCUUGUCUAAAAUUCUCCGUCCUUCCCUUUUUUAACUCAGCCUAGUUUAGAAAUCAAAAUUCUUUUAAAAUUCGUGGCAGAGCCGAGUUCUGAAGAACGAGGAGUGCAUUCUUGGAUACAAUCAUGCCCUGUUGCAAGCGAGCUGAGACCCGGCGGGUGUGCCACCCGAUGCCAUCACUACUCUCCAGGUUCAACUGUACGCCGUGCAAUCGGGUCCUGUUCUUCGUCAUUGGAGUGGGACUGGGGAUGUUCUUCGUGAACAACAAGAACAGCCAAAAGGACGCCGCACCGAAUAAAAAGGACGCCAAGGCGAAGAAGUAGAUUGGCAGUGGAGGGCCCGGCCGGAGUUCCAAAAUUCAGCCCAGUUGGACCGAUCGAUUGGAUUACAUUCUGAUCCAUUGAUAAUGCAUCUGUCGAGCAAGUUGCAAGGGACUAGGACUAGUGACCCGACUAGGAGGAAUGCCGUUCGAUGACUUUGUCCACCGAAGAAUUUGAGGGAUUCCAAAAUUUUCCAGUAGAUAAAAUCAUCAAUGGAGUAAUUUAUCAAUCGAACUAUCGUGCCCGGAUGGACUUCUUCGAUUGAUGUAUUCUCUAUGAGUACUUUGACAUUCGAUCAUUUUAAAAAAUUUUACUUGAUUUCCGCUGUCAAUUGGAACGUUUUUUUGGGGCAAGCCGCCUACCCACUGUUUGGAAUUAGUUUCUGAGACCAAGAUGCGAAGAGUACCCUAAUUUUUUCAAUCAAUUGUUAACCGGAUUUCAAAAUGUAACCAAAAAAAAAUAAUAAAAGGGAAUUUAAAUUAUU
Messenger RNA from Drosophila bipectinata, 910 nucleotides. RefSeq lists its product as uncharacterized. The record is from RefSeq and is a predicted model, not a curated record. Lineage: Eukaryota; Metazoa; Arthropoda; Insecta; Diptera; Drosophilidae.